Molecule: messenger RNA, 2559 nt
Organism: Exophiala bonariae
Lineage: Eukaryota; Fungi; Ascomycota; Eurotiomycetes; Chaetothyriales; Herpotrichiellaceae
Exons: 2
Coding region: 1-2559 (852 amino acids)
Biological process (GO): lagging strand elongation; DNA repair; DNA recombination
Cellular component (GO): nucleus; mitochondrion
Molecular function (GO): DNA ligase (ATP) activity; ATP binding; DNA binding
Source: RefSeq, a predicted model, not a curated record
AUGCCACCAUCAAAGCAAGCCACUCUUGGCGGCUUCCUUGGAAAAAAAGCUGCUGAUCCCAAGCCCAAAUCUCAGUCAACGCUGUCCUUCAACCGGAAAUCUGCAACCAACGGAGAGAGUGCAAAGACAGAUGCUACAGAUGAUGGAGCGACCCCGCCACAUGACAAUUCAGAUGGUGCAACCCCUGGAGCUUCAACCCGUGAAGACACAAGCCGAUCUCCGACACGGAAGCACAAGAAACCAAAUGGUGAUGUAGAAGAAGAUGGAGGAGGCAGUGAUGAUGAGCCGGUCGUGAGAAAACGAAGGAGGACAUCAAGGUCACAAACGCCAACCACGACAAAUGGCACUAAAGCAAGUGCCAAGGUCACUCAGAAGUCUUCCAAAGUAACAAGAUCCAUCCCGGAGGACUCUGCUUCUUCGGAGCAGGACGAUCCCUCUCCAGAACCUGAAGAACCAGAAUCAGCGAGCGAGAAGGAAAAGCCGAAGGUCACCAAAAAGAAGGCCUCCAAGGUCCAGGCUACUCUCAAGUCAUCUGCCAAAGACCCAUAUCCUGACUGGAAGGCUGGAGAGCCUGUGCCAUACGCAGCUUUAUGUACCACAUUCUCUCUGAUCGAGCUCACAACGAAAAGACUACAAAUCACCGCAUACUGCUCAGCAUUCCUGCAACAAGUCCUGCGUCUCACACCACAGGACCUGCUUCCCACAGUUCAGCUCAUGCUCAAUAAGCUCGCUGCCGAUUACGCGGGCAUCGAGCUUGGUAUAGGGGAGUCUCUUAUUAUGAAGGCCAUUGGAGAGAGUUCUGGUCGCUCGUUGGCAAUUAUCAAAGCUGACCACCAGAAAAUUGGUGACUUGGGGCUGGUUGCUGCAAAGAGCAAGUCCAAGCAGGGUCAAAUGUUCAAGCCCAAAGCUCUGACCGUCCGUGGGGUUCAUCAAGGUCUUCUCGACAUUGCCAAGAUGGAAGGUCAUGGUUCGCAGGAUCAAAAGGUGCGGGCAAUCAACAAAUUGAUGGCUUCUGCGGAUGUGUCGUCGGCUAGCAAAAGUAUCGACAUCGAAAAAGACAAGGGCGGGCCCUCUGAGGCAAAAUUCCUCGUCAGAUUCCUAGAAGGAAAACUCAGACUUGGUUUAGCUGAGAGGACCGUCAUCAUUGCUCUUGCCCAGGCAGUCGUCACAUACGAAGCUGCUGAGAAAGGAAAGACUGUCAGCACCGACAAAUUGGUGGAGGGAGAAGCUGCCCUCAAAACCGUGUACAGUGAAUUGCCAUCAUACGAAGUCAUCAUCCCUGCCAUGCUGGAGCACGGCAUUUUCAAACUACAUGAGAGCUGCAAACUUCAACCAGGAGUCCCUCUCAAACCUAUGCUGGCCAAGCCGACAAAAUCAAUCACGGAAGUUCUUGACAGAUUCGAGGGUAAAGAUUUUACGUGCGAGUACAAGUACGAUGGAGAAAGAGCACAGAUCCAUUAUGUUGCACCAGAAUCAGUGAGUGAAUUUCCAGCGGCGUCGAACACUUUGGUCAAAGAUUCCAAAGCAUUCAAAGGGCUAGCCUCUAUCUUCUCAAGAAAUUCGGAAGAUCUUUCCAAGAAAUACCCAGACAUUCUGGAAAAGCUGGACACCUGGAUCAAACCUUCUACCAAAAGCUUUGUUUUGGAUUGCGAGACUGUGGCAUGGGACCCUCAGAACAAGAAGGUUCUUCCAUUUCAGCAGCUGAUGACCCGCAAACGCAAGGACGUCAAAACUUCUGACGUUACAGUGAAAGUGUGUGUAUAUGCAUUCGACAUGCUGUUCUACAAUGGUGAGGCCCUGGUAAAGAAGUCACUUCGAGAAAGAAGAGAAUUGCUUCAUGCAGCCUUUGAACCAGUGGAAGGAGAGUUUACCUUUGCUCAAUACGGCAAUAGCAAAGAUAUCGAAGAAAUUCAGAAGUUAUUGGAUGAAUCGGUGAAGGCAUCCUGCGAAGGUCUCAUGGUCAAAAUGCUUGACACCGAGGAGUCUGGCUACGAACCAAGUAAGCGCUCACGAAAUUGGUUGAAAGUGAAGAAGGAUUAUCUCUCAGGGGUGGGCGACUCGCUAGAUCUUGUCGUCUUGGGUGCAUACUAUGGCAAGGGGAAGCGAACUUCUUGGUAUGGCGCAUUCCUCCUAGCAGCAUACAACGCAGAGACCCAGACAUUCGAGACUGUCUGUAAUAUCGGUACAGGCUUUACCGAGGUCAACUUGGCGGAUAUUCACAAGGAGCUUUCGCAGCAUCUGAUUGAGGGCCCCAAACCUUUCUACAGCCACAGUACGGUCAAGAAUGAUCAGCCCGAUGUUUGGUUCGAACCUCGUUAUGUGUGGGAAGUCAAGACGGCUGAUCUCACAUUGAGUCCUCGAUACCGAGCUGCUAUCGAUGAAAUGGGUGGAAAGAAUGGCAUCAGUUUGCGAUUCCCCCGAUAUAUCCAAAACCGAGAUGACAAGAAACCUGAGGAUGCAACGACCACCAGUGCUGUGGCGGAGAUGUAUCGCAAUCAGGAGGUUGUUGCGAGGGAUGGGAAAGGGAAAGGAGGAGUUGAUGAUGAUUUCGAGUAUUGA